AUGAGAAACUUACGAAGCUUCAUUGCCAUGAUUCUCCUGGUCUCUUUGCUGCUGGUCUUUUUCUACUCCUCCCUUCAUCUGGAGAUGACCCACAGUCACAGAGCUGCAAUUAACAAAAAACCAACAGAGGGGCCUCUGAGCAUCCAGGACCAGGUCCAGGUCCAGGUUCAGGACCAGGUCCAGAACCAGGUCCAGGUCCGGGAGAGCAUCACUGUGCCUCAUCUCGAAGUUCAAAACAUAUCUGACAGCUUUAAACAGGCCAUACCUCAAAAUGGAGCAUACUGGAACCGUCUGCUGUACUCGGCGCUCAAGAAUCAGGGCAUUGGAGGAAAUUCUUCCAGACGUGACUCUGAUUGGUCGAGCUGUAAGGUGGUACAUCAAGAGGUUUUAAGACUCAAUGUGCACGACUUCAAUUUAUACAACUUCCUGUUCCAGGACUUUGUGCAGGGCAUGGGCUGCAGGACCCCGCCAGUCCUGAUCAACGUACCUAAGAAGUGCGUCUCUGCCGGUGGGGAUAAGAACGGUGAGAAGUUGCUGCUUUUUGCCAUCAAGUCGACUCCUGGACACUUUGAGCGGCGGCAGGCUGUGCGGGAGACCUGGGGGGAGGAGGGGGUGAAGCAGAGUGGGCUCAGAGUUCGCACAGUGUUCCUCAUGGGGAGUCACCAAGCCGACGACCCCGACCUCAGCCCACUCCUGUCGUUUGAAUCCCAACUCUUUGGGGACAUCCUGCAGUGGGACUUCCAGGAAUCCUUCCUAAACCUGACGCUGAAGAUGAACGUGCUCCUGCAGUGGACCCUUCAACACUGUGCACAUGUGAACUUUGUUUUUAGUGGAGAUGAUGACGUAUUUGUCAACACACCGCUCUUACUCAGCUACCUGCAGUCUCUGGAUUCAACAAAAGCCUCUAAGUUGUAUAGUGGACACGUCAUCAGCACAGCAAGUCCAAUCAGGGACCCGAAAAGCAAAUAUUACAUCCCUCUCAGCUUCUAUGACGGACCUUACCCUGCGUACGUCGGGGGAGGUGGACUUCUUAUUUCUGGAGCUCUACUCAGACCCCUUUAUUCAGUUUCACAUGUUAUCCCUUUCUACCCCAUCGAUGACGUCUACACAGGGAUGUGUUUUAAAGCCAUAGGAGUUUCUCCUGAGAUACACCCCGGCUUCCACACCUUUGACCUCAAAGAGGCGGACCGUGAGAAUGUGUGCGUCCAUAAAGAUCUCAUCUUGAUUCACAAACGCUCCCCGCAGGAGAUAAAGAGGCUGUGGAGGGGCAUCCACAGCCCUUUUCUGACUUGUUAA
This is a messenger RNA of Xyrichtys novacula (pearly razorfish), 1296 nucleotides long. Lineage: Eukaryota; Metazoa; Chordata; Actinopteri; Labriformes; Labridae. The record is from the annotation of a GenBank genome assembly.